Molecule: messenger RNA, 1528 nt
Organism: Heterotrigona itama
Lineage: Eukaryota; Metazoa; Arthropoda; Insecta; Hymenoptera; Apidae
Source: the annotation of a GenBank genome assembly
GGAAUUCCCACGGAAAAACCGAAAAUAUGAGGUUUUAAUGGUAGUAGACGAAUACAGUCGUAGAAGAAGAGGUGGCAUUACAUAAUUGCCUUGAUGUAGUGCGUGUAUAAAGAUCGAUGGCUAUAAAAGCAGUAAGAUGAAAGAUCCGAUGCACAGUGUGAUCUGAGAGUUACCAGCUCUCAACAAUGGGUCGCGAAAAGAUUAAGAGUUUUAGGGCCUUGCUUCUACUUUUGGCUAUCACAGCCCUUUCGGCUGCUCCAGCUAAAGAAGAAGUAACUACCAUACCUUUCAAUGAAGAAGAACGUACUUUAUCAACCGACUUAGUACCUCCUCCUUAUCCACAAAAAGAGGAACACCAAUAUAUGGUUUUCGUUAUCAAUCUUUUUGGAUUAAAAAAUGCUAGCGGCGAAACUUCCAAUGAAAUGUUUGAAAAUGAUGUCAUCAAAAACGUGCCAGAAUUAACAGAUCCACUGGCAACUGUGUUAUUAAUUAUCGAAGUCGACGACAAUGAAGAGGACACUGGUGCAUCGGUGGAUCUCGACAAAUUUGCAGACGAAUUAAGAGACAUCGAAGGUUUCAAUGUUGAGAAGAUCAAUCACAGUGGUGAAACAAAAGUUCUCAGAGUGAAGCUCGACAAGGAAGACGCAAAGAGUGUAUUCCCAUCGAAAGAGAAGUUGGACAAAUUACAGAAAAUUCGUAACAAGAGAUCAACGUGCCUCAAGUGUAGUGGAGGCGGAUAUCCUGGCGGUGGAGGCGGAUAUCCUGGCGGUGGAGGUGGAUAUCCUAGCGGUGGUGGUGGAUUCGGAGGCGGCGGUGGAUUCGGAGGUGGUGGCGGAUUCGGAGGUGGCGGUGGAUUCGGCGGUGGACUAGGAGGUGGUGGAGGACUAGGAGGUGGUGGUGGACUAGGAGGUGGUGGACUUGGUGGACUUGGUGGACUUGGUGGACAUGGUGGACACAAAGGAUACAAUAAAGGAGGAGGAGGAGGAUAUCCUGGUGGAUAUGGUGGAUAUGGAGGUCAUCCCAUCGAUGGGGGAAAUAAACUCAAUAGAAUGUAACAACGAACAUAAUCUAAGUUAUAUGCUGCCUGAUAAUAUUCGCAAGGAAUUUUAUAACGUGCAUGCGCAAUCGUAUUUAAUUUUAAUUCGUUUCAUAUGAUAUAACGUUUGUCAUCUUACGUGAUCGCCGAUUUACGUAACAUGUAUCAAAUAAAUGAGAAACUAGAAAACAGGUUUAAUUUUAAUAAAAGCUCAGGAUUCAUCUCGCAUUCGUUAUUCGAACGUAAGCGAUUUCCAGGAAAUAAUAGCAGGUUCCAUCCGUGAUUGAUGUCCAUCGUUAGAAGGGGGGAAACAGCAACGCGUUAACAAGCAUCAUUUUACAUGCUGUAUGCAUUGCACGUUGCUUUCAGUGCUCGUUCGUCUAUUAAUUUCUACAAGAUACCUAUAUUUAUGAUAAUCAGACAAUCAAUCAUCAUUAUCGUGAAAUUUUUAAUUCAAGCUUGCGCCGACCUUGAAAAAAAAAAAAAAAAAAA